UUGGAAUACUGUACCCGCCAUAAGCCUUGCAAAAAUGGUGCUUCAUGCCAAAACGGUGGACCCGGCAAUUAUACAAGUUAUACAUGUAACUGUUUUCCUGGUUAUUCUGGAAAACAUUGCGAGAUCAAGCUUGAUGGUUGCCCAGUUUUUAGGUUAAGAAAGGCUUUGCCAAAUAAGCAUACGAAGAGUUGCCAAAAUGGGGGUCUUUGUUUACAAAAUUCAGUGUCUGCCUACUACUGCAAAUGUCCUCCAGGAUACUCCGGUGUUUAUUGCGAAGAAAAAGUGGUUUGGUGCAAAGAUAGGUGUCGUAACGGUAAUAAAAUGUUUUUCUGGUCGCGAUAUAUUGAAUCCAAUACCUAUGUGAAAAAAUUUUCAUGGAAUUCUAAUUGUGUCUUUAUACUUGCAGAUGGAAACUGUAUCCUCAAAAAUAAAAACGGGAACUAUAGUUGCGAGUGUAAAGCGGGUUACACCGGACGGUUUUGCGAAAGCAGACUGCAAAUCUGCGAAUUUCAAAAUCCGUGUAAGAAUGGCGGGUCUUGUGAAGCGAUGCCAUCAAGUUUCUUGUGUAAAUGUUUGCCUGGUUUUUGGGGACAUUUCUGUGAGUUCCCUUUGGAUCCUUGCGAAACUGCUGUGUGCGACAAUGGCGGACAGUGCAUUUCAACUUUUGACGGGCAUUAUGAGUGUCGAUGCCCUCCUGGUUUCCGCGGUAAAAACUGUGAUAUUCGUGACGUUAGUUCGACGUACAAAUACAGUUUGCUAUCUAGUAUUAUCUGUUUUCCAGCUUGA
Enterobius vermicularis (human pinworm) is the source of this 786-nucleotide messenger RNA. Lineage: Eukaryota; Metazoa; Nematoda; Chromadorea; Rhabditida; Oxyuridae. The record is from the annotation of a GenBank genome assembly.